Mollisia scopiformis is the source of this 1599-nucleotide messenger RNA. RefSeq names its product mitogen-activated protein kinase. The record is from RefSeq and is a predicted model, not a curated record. Bases 333 to 1397 code for a protein of 354 amino acids. Gene Ontology annotation, molecular function: MAP kinase activity; ATP binding. The transcript is spliced from 4 exons. Gene Ontology annotation, cellular component: nucleus; cytoplasm. Gene Ontology annotation, biological process: intracellular signal transduction; protein phosphorylation. NCBI's taxonomy places the organism in Eukaryota, Fungi, Ascomycota, Leotiomycetes, Helotiales, Mollisiaceae.
UGUUGAUACACUCGAGACUAUUGUUGAAAAGAGGUCAAUUGGGAGCCUGCGAACCAGAGUCGAGCCUGAGCAUACAUCGGUUUAACGAAAAGAUCCCACAGCUUUGACGAUCAAUCGACACGACACAACAAAGAAAAUCUGCACGACGGAUUCACCUUGAUUCCUCACCUACCGCUUCCGAGUCUGAGCCGAUAAAAUCUUUCGACGACCGAUCUCGAACUCUCCUCCCAAUAACGACCUUCUGACGAUUUGUUUGCAACAGCUGCAAGCGGAUUGAGCUCGAAUCCUCUGUCGAAUCUCACCCCGCAUAUCGUGCUAGAGACUCCAACACGAUGUCUCGCGCACCAAACCCAUCCACGGGUUCCCGCAAGAUCUCGUUCAAUGUGUCCGAGCAGUACGAUAUCCAAGAUGUAGUCGGUGAGGGUGCUUAUGGUGUUGUUUGUUCGGCAUUGCACAAGCCUUCGGGCCAGAAGGUAGCGAUCAAGAAGAUCACACCAUUCGAUCACUCCAUGUUCUGCUUGAGAACUCUGCGAGAGAUGAAGCUGUUAAGAUACUUCAACCACGAGAACAUCAUCUCCAUCCUUGAUAUCCAAAAGCCGAGAAGCUAUGAGACGUUCACUGAGGUUUAUCUCAUCCAGGAGUUGAUGGAGACUGAUAUGCACCGAGUCAUCCGCACACAAGACCUGUCAGAUGAUCAUUGCCAAUACUUCAUCUACCAGACUCUACGUGCUCUCAAGGCUAUGCAUUCCGCAAACGUCUUGCACAGAGAUCUGAAGCCUUCCAACUUACUCCUCAAUGCCAAUUGCGAUCUCAAGGUCUGCGAUUUUGGUUUGGCUCGUUCUGCUGCUUCUCAAGAGGACAACUCCGGCUUCAUGACUGAAUACGUCGCUACCAGAUGGUAUCGUGCACCUGAGAUCAUGUUGACAUUCAAGGAGUACACUAAAGCCAUUGAUGUCUGGUCUGUGGGAUGUAUCUUGGCUGAGAUGUUGAGUGGAAAGCCUUUGUUCCCCGGAAAGGACUACCACCACCAGCUUACCCUGAUUCUGGACGUCCUUGGUACACCAACGAUGGAGGAUUACUACGGUAUCAAGUCUCGCCGUGCUCGUGAAUACAUCCGCUCUCUUCCAUUCAAGAAGAAGGUUCCAUUCAAGCAGAUGUUCCCCAAGACCUCUGAUCUCGCCCUGGACUUGCUGGAGAAGCUUCUUGCAUUCAACCCUGUCAAGCGUAUCACCGUCGACGAGGCCUUACAGCACCCAUACCUUGAACCCUACCACGACCCCGAGGAUGAGCCAACCGCAAGCCCCAUUCCAGAGGAGUUCUUCGACUUUGACAAGAACAAGGACAAUCUGAGCAAGGAGCAAUUGAAGGAGUUGAUCUACAACGAAAUCAUGCGAUAGAUGUCAGUCACAUGACGACUAUUUCCUCCCGAUCCUGCUUUCUUCCUUGGACAACUCUGGAGCUGGACUUCACCGUCUUGGCUUUCUUUGACAUCUGGCCUUUGCAAACCACUUCCUUGUAUCGGCAUGGUGUCAUUCCUUGUAGUCUCCGGGCGGCGUUUUUCAUUAAUUGCAUCUUGACAGGAAAUGGGGGAAAUACAAA